This is a messenger RNA of Penicillium samsonianum, 732 nucleotides long. RefSeq lists its product as uncharacterized. Gene Ontology annotation, molecular function: lyase activity. The record is from RefSeq and is a predicted model, not a curated record. NCBI's taxonomy places the organism in Eukaryota, Fungi, Ascomycota, Eurotiomycetes, Eurotiales, Aspergillaceae. The transcript has 2 exons. Bases 1 to 732 code for a protein of 243 amino acids.
AUGUCCCAGCCGAAGGCUCCUCAAGCGACUGUCAUGGACCUUGAGCAUCCUUGGCCCCUCACCAUUCUCAGCAUCGGAAUGUGUGUAGGCUGGUUGGCCAACUACAUUGCAAUGAUCCAUAAAUCCUUUCAAGACCGUACCUAUGGAAUGGCGUUGAUGCCGCUCUGCUGCAAUAUCGCUUGUGAGUUUGUUUAUGGCGUUAUUUAUCCGCCUGACAUACCGAUUUGGCCAUACAUUUUUGCGAGCUGGUUGACUCUCAAUUUCAUUGUUGUAUACGCCGCCAUGAAAUUUGCCCCGAACGAAUGGGCACAUGCGCCAUUGGUAAGGCGGAACCUCCCUUGGAUAUUCGCGGUCAGUAUUGCCGGUUGGAUGUCUGCGCAUUUGGCCUUGGCCGCCCACGUUGGACAGAGCUCCGCCGCGGCUUGGAGUUCCUGGUUUUGCCAACUGCUGCUUAGUGCCGGUGGGCUAUGCCAACUUGUUGUUAGGGGAAGUACUCGAGGCACGUCCUUCUUCAUAUGGAUUAGUCGUUUCGUGGGGACUGUUCUUGCGCUACCUUAUGAGAUAUUGCGGUACCAAUACGGAUAUUCAAAUGUUGUAUGGCACAGUCCCCUGGGCUGGUGGGGUGGUGUGACCUUUCUUUUUUUAGAUGGCUCAUACGGAGCCUGCCUAUGGUACAUCCGCCGGUCCGAGCGGAAAGCCGCCUAUGAUCGCCAACAAAGGAAGCAGAAAUAA